AGAUUCAUCGGCGAAACUUCAUGACCAGGUCUGAAAAAAUGAGCGAGAGCGAGCUUUCGGGCGCCGUGACGAGCGCACUGUUGGAGCUCUACCAUCGCGAAAGUAUUCCUAUGGUCUCGCAACCGACGGUGGGAGUUGGGGAGAACGCCUACGGACAGGUCCUUCGAGUGAGUUGGCCCACGAUCCCGGAAGCUGCUAGCGUUGUGGUCAAAAUGGCGCCGAAGAACGAGGCCCGGAGAUCCCACAUGCAUGUGGUGGACUACUACGCCAGGGAGGUCUUCAUGUACCAGGAGGUCUUCCCCAUUUUCCGGGGGCUGUCACCAGGUCGGAGCAUGUUCACUGUGGUGCCAGCACUGCAGGCCAGUGGCUUAAGAGCUCCCAACGAAUUUCUGAUUUUCGAGGAUCUGUCGGGAAGUGGCUUCCGGCCCAAUUCUCGGAGCACCAUGCCCACCUACGACAUUGUAGUCUGCUCCCUGAAAGCCUUAGCGGAGCUUCAUGCCUGCUCAUUUAUCCUGCAGAAAAGAAAUCCUGCAAAGUUCAAGGAGUCAGUGGAGUUCGUGCAGAAGGAUAACUUGUUCACUGCCAACAUUGAGGAGGUCACUAUUGAGUUUGGAAAGGCACAGUUGCGAAAGGCAAGAAAUAUUCUGGACGCAUCCGAUGGCGAUCAAGUAGGUGCGCUCAAGGAGGUACUGGAACGCUGUGAGAAGCAGCUGAAAUCCUUGGCCCUUUACUGCGUGGAUGGAAAAUCGCAGGCACCACAUUCCGUCAUCUGUCAUGGCGACUUCUGGAACAACAAUAUUCUCUACAGACAUGAGCCCAACUUCGAUCGACCCGUGGAGGCCAAACUCAUCGACUUCCAGAUGUCGCGCUAUGCUCCGCCGGUACUCGACAUUGUCCACUAUCUCUUUGCCUGUACGGAGAAACAAUUACGGGACGAACACUUUCCCGCCUUUAUGGAUGCUUACUACGACACCCUGGAUGAGAAAUUGACUUCUUGUGACCUUCGCGUGGAGGAGAUGUAUCCACGAAGUGUUUUCAGCCGACAAUUGCAGCUUUACGGUGUUUACGGCCUAAUCAUGGGUGCAUUUUCCCUACCCUUUUUCAUUUCCAACGCCAGUGAGGUAAUUGAUAUCGAUACCGUUUCCGAAGCCAUCCAGGACCUUUCUGCAUCGUCCGAUGAGUCCAAGUAUAAGGAGCUGCUCGAGGAAUACGAUAUGCUCAAUGCACGCACUUUGCCAAUUUUCAAGCGUCGCAUCACUGGUAUCGUAAAGGAUCUAAUCAAAUACGACAUGACAGAGCCUCUAUUUAAAAUGGACUCCUAAACGAGUGCUUCAGUAUUAAAGCUUUAAAACCAAAAUUACCAUAGAA
Molecule: messenger RNA, 1368 nt
Organism: Drosophila biarmipes
Lineage: Eukaryota; Metazoa; Arthropoda; Insecta; Diptera; Drosophilidae
Exons: 2
Coding region: 21-1322 (433 amino acids)
Source: RefSeq, a predicted model, not a curated record